GACCCUGUGGCUGGGGCUGUUGCAGCCUCGAUUGCCCGGCGGGGGAUCGGAGCCAAACUGUCAUCGUCAGAAUGUCGGGCAAAGACCGAAUUGAAAUCUUUCCCUCGCGCAUGGCACAGACCAUCAUGAAGGUUCGAUUAAAAGGAGCACAGACAGGUCGAAACCUCCUGAAGAAAAAAUCUGAUGCCUUAACUCUUCGAUUUCGACAGAUCCUAAAGACAAUAGAGACUAAAAUGUUGAUGGGUGAAAUGAUGAGAGAAGCUGCCUUUUCACUUGCUGAGGCCAAGUUCACAGCAGGGGAUUUCAGCACCACAGUUACCCAAAAUGUAAAUAAAGCCCAAGUGAAGAUCCGAGCUAAGAAAGAUAACGUAGCAGGUGUUACUUUGCCAGUGUUUGAACUGGCAAACCUUCAUUACCAUGAAGGAACUGACAGUUAUGAACUGACUGGGUUAGCCCGAGGUGGGGAGCAGUUGGCAAAAUUAAAGAGGAACUACGCCAAAGCAGUGGAGUUAAUGGUGGAACUGGCUUCGCUUCAGACUUCCUUUGUUACUUUGGAUGAAGCCAUUAAGAUAACCAACAGGCGUGUCAAUGCCAUUGAACACGUCGUCAUUCCCCGGAUUGAACGUACCCUUGCUUAUAUCAUCACAGAGCUGGAUGAGAGAGAGCGAGAAGAGUUCUAUAGAUUAAAGAAAAUACAGGAGAAGAAAAAGAUUCUCAAGGAAAAAUUUGAGAAGGACUUGGAGCAACGGAGGGCAGCUGGUGAGGUGAUGGAGCCUGCUAAUCUUCUGGCUGAAGAGAAGGAUGAAGAUCUUCUGUUUGAAUAAUCUUUCCUGCUCUGGUUCUUUCAUAAGCUCUAACAUGGCACCAUUUUAAUUCACAGUGUGUAGGUUUGGUAUGUGUGGCUAUUUUUUGGCCUAAGAAUUUCACUGGUGGUAAAAUUUCCCUGGAUGUUGGUUAUGGGACUA
Messenger RNA from Zalophus californianus (California sea lion), 965 nucleotides. RefSeq names its product V-type proton ATPase subunit D-like. Gene Ontology annotation, molecular function: proton-transporting ATPase activity, rotational mechanism. NCBI's taxonomy places the organism in Eukaryota, Metazoa, Chordata, Mammalia, Carnivora, Otariidae. The record is from RefSeq and is a predicted model, not a curated record. Gene Ontology annotation, cellular component: proton-transporting V-type ATPase complex.